Molecule: messenger RNA, 2497 nt
Organism: Thunnus maccoyii (southern bluefin tuna)
Lineage: Eukaryota; Metazoa; Chordata; Actinopteri; Scombriformes; Scombridae
Gene: mep1a.2
Product: meprin A, alpha (PABA peptide hydrolase), tandem duplicate 2
Exons: 15
Coding region: 1-2187 (728 amino acids)
Biological process (GO): proteolysis
Cellular component (GO): membrane
Molecular function (GO): metalloendopeptidase activity; protein binding; zinc ion binding
Source: RefSeq, a predicted model, not a curated record
AUGACUUGCUGCUGCCUUUAUGUACAUGUUUACACUGGCAUCAAGGUAACACGUUUCUGUCGGGAUAACAACAUGGUCUCUCGAGACGGUUUGACGAAGAUUGCCGCACUGUUUGGAGUUUUUGUGGUUUUGAAGGUGCAAGCUGUUCCGACACUUACCGGUUAUGAUAAUGUAGAUGCAGGUGAACUGAGGGACGACAUACCCGAGAUCAACAGAGGUUUAAAACACCUGUUUGAGGGAGACAUCGCUGGUGAUCCCAACAGAAAUGCAAUCCUUGAUGAAACAAGAAGAUGGAAGUUUCCUAUACCAUACAUCUUAACAGAUUCACUAGAGCUGAAUGCGAAAGGGGUGAUCCUCCAGGCUCUUGAAGAAUACCGUCUGAGAUCCUGUGUCGACUUCAAGCCCUAUGAAGGAGAAGCCAGCCACAUCUCCUUCACUAAGCUUUCUGGAUGCUGGUCAUAUGUUGGAGAUGAUAAAAAAGGCCAGAAUGUGUCUAUUGGGGCCAGGUGCGACACGAAGGCCAUUGUGCAGCAUGAGCUCCUGCACGCUCUGGGCUUUUACCACGAACAGUCUCGUUCUGAUAGAGAUGACUAUGUCAAGAUCUGGUGGGACCAGAUUGAAGAAGGGAAGGAGCACAAUUUCAAUAAGUAUGAGGAUAACUUCGUCACUGAUCUGAAUACGCCGUAUGAUUAUGAGUCCAUCAUGCACUACAGACCACUGUCCUUCAACAAGAACGAAAGUAUCCCCACAAUCACCACCGCCAUACCGUAUUUUAAUGAAGUCAUUGGCCAGCGACUGGACUUCAGUGCUAUAGACAUCACCAGAGUCAACCGCAUGUAUGACUGUGCCAACACACACACUCUUCUGGACCAGUGUUCCUUUGAGCUGAUCAACAUCUGUGGAAUGAUCCAGAAUGAGGAGGACAAUGCAGACUGGGUCCAGACACUUAGCAGUCCAGUUGAUGCAGAUCACACCCUGGCAGGGCGUUGCAGAGAUUCUGGCUACUUCAUGAAGUUUGACACUUCUUCUGGCGUAGCUGGAAACAGCGCCUUGCUGGAGUCACGUAUCCUCUACCCCAAGAGAGACGAACAGUGCCUGCAGUUUUUCUACAAAAUGACUGGAGCAGCUGGGGACAAACUUGUGAUAUGGAUCAGGACUGAUGAUGGGACAGGAACUGUUCGCAGUGUCAGAAAGAUCCACACCAUCACAGGUGAUGGAGAUGAUGCCUGGAAAAUAGCCCAUGUGACUCUCAAGGUGACAAAGAAGUUCCGCUAUUUCUUCCAAGGCAUCAGAGGUUCAUCCAACUCCACGGGUGCUAUCUUAAUUGAUGACAUCACUCUUACUGAGACAGUUUGCCCCAGUGCUGUUUGGCAAAUCCACAACUUCGAUAGCGUCCUUGCCGCAAACCCUGUUGGCAAGUCGCUUAAAAGCAAGUGCUUCUACAACUCGGAGGGCUACUCAUUUGGUAUCAGUGUUUACCCAAAUGGGAGAGAGAGCGACUACCCAGACUAUGUUAGCGUGACCAUGCACCUCUGCAGUGGGGAAAAUGAUGCAGUGAUGCAGUGGCCUGCCAAAAACAGGCAGGCAACCAUUGUUGCCAUGGACCAGGACCCUGAUGUGAAACUGAGGAUGUCUUCUACAAGAAGCUUCACCACAGACACUCAUGCCCGCUGGAACAAACCAACAUCCACUUCAGGAGCAAAGUGGGAUCCGAGCUGCCAGUGUUACCGCGGCCAAGACCUAGGCUGGAGCACAUUCAUUUCUCACAAGCAUCUACAAAGGAGGAGCUUCCUCAAGAACAAUGAUCUCAUCAUUACUGCUGACUUCAAUGAUUUGACCCACCUGAUCAAGACAGAGGUUCCUGUCCAACCGGCUGCACCAAGUAACGACAUCACAGAUGAGAAGCCAAUCAGAGAGGAGGAAAUUAGACCAGAGGCUAUAAAACACAGAGAAGCACGUGCUGCCAACCCCUGUCAUCCCAACCCUUGUUUUAAUGGAGGCGUGUGUGUUGAGAGUGAAGGGAAAGCCUCGUGCAGGUGUGCAUCAAGCCAGAGCACCUACUACACCGGUAAGAGGUGUGAGGAACUGAAAAUAGACAGAGGCAUUCUGGGAGCUUUGAUCGGUGGUGCAGCGGGGACCGUUGUUCUGACACUGGCCAUCUUCACUGUCAUCAGGAGAACUCGCUAAAUCACAUUUCACAGGACUAAAUGUGUCAUCUGCGUUCAUCCAGCAGAGUUAAGACUUCUCAAAUCUAAACCUCCCCCCACAAUACAAGUUAAGGGGUAAGGGGUCACUUUUAAAAUGAAUACAUUUAUCAUGAAGGAGUAGCAGCGGUAAAUUAAGAACUACACCUUAGUCUGCAACAGGAGGAAAACUAGGAUCAAAACCAGAAUGAAUGAACAAGUCUUUCAAAGUAGCAUCAUCCUGCAGGAGGAUAGCAUCAGUACUUCUGUGUCCUAAGUUUAAUUUAUUUGUAUGAUAAAAAUAAUCAUAUAUA